UCCAGUCGCAGUCGCCACCACAGCGGCCGCUGCCGGGCGUGGUGUCGGUUGGCUCGUUUCAGCGUCGGUGCCCGUGCCGUUGAACUGCGCGCCAUGGCUGAGCUAGAUCCGUUCGGCGCCCCCGCGCUGGGGAACGGGGUGGCCGGCGCCGGCGAAGAAGACCCGGCCGCGGCCUUCUUGGCGCAGCAGGAGAGCGAGAUUGCGGGCAUCGAGAACGACGAGGCCUUCGCCAUCCUGGACGGCGGCGCCCCCGGGCCCCAGCCGCACGGCGAGCCGCCAGGGUGUCCGGAUGCUGUUGAUGGAGUGAUGAAUGGUGAAUACUACCAGGAGAGUAAUGGUCCGACAGACAGUUAUGCAGCUAUUUCACAAGUGGAUCGAUUGCAGUCAGAGCCUGAAAGUAUCCGUAAAUGGAGAGAAGAGCAAACAGAGCGCUUGGAAGCCCUUGAUGCCAACUCUCGGAAGCAAGAAGCAGAGUGGAAAGAAAAAGCAAUAAAGGAGCUAGAAGAAUGGUAUGCGAGGCAGGACGAGCAGCUCCAGAAAACAAAAGCAAACAACAGGGCAGCAGAAGAAGCCUUUGUAAAUGACAUUGACGAGUCGUCCCCAGGCACUGAGUGGGAACGGGUGGCCCGGCUGUGUGACUUUAACCCCAAGUCCAGCAAGCAGGCUAAAGACGUCUCCCGCAUGCGCUCUGUCCUCAUCUCCCUCAAGCAGGCUCCCCUGGUGCACUGAAGAGCCACCUGUGGAAACACUACAUCUGCAAUAUCUUAAUCCUACUCAGUGAAGCUCUUCACAGUAAUUGGAUUAAUUAUGUUGAGUUCUUUUGGACCAAACCUUUUGUCUUUAGAGUUGAUCAUUGUUUGUGAUUGCAUGUUUCCUUUACCUGUGUUCUCCCUGGCAUUCAGAGGGGAGGGAGGGAGAGGCGCGGAGGAGUGGAGGGAAGCCUCCCACAUAGCCACACCUGUGCUUUUGUGCAUUAUUCUGAGAAUAAAUUUCUGUUUCAAACAACAAA
Messenger RNA from Diceros bicornis minor, 1009 nucleotides. It is a transcript of the gene CLTA, whose product is annotated as clathrin light chain A. The coding region runs from base 94 to 729 and encodes 211 amino acids. The transcript is spliced from 5 exons. NCBI's taxonomy places the organism in Eukaryota, Metazoa, Chordata, Mammalia, Perissodactyla, Rhinocerotidae. Gene Ontology annotation, biological process: clathrin-dependent endocytosis; intracellular protein transport; clathrin coat assembly. Gene Ontology annotation, molecular function: clathrin heavy chain binding; structural molecule activity. The record is from RefSeq and is a predicted model, not a curated record. Gene Ontology annotation, cellular component: plasma membrane; clathrin coat of trans-Golgi network vesicle; synaptic vesicle membrane.